UCUUCUUUAUCCAUUCAUCCUCUGACAGCCCUUUUUUUUCCUUCCCUCUCAGCAAGGACCAGUCACCCCUGAUUGCAGGAAUGUGCUCCCUCCCCAUGGCAAUAUACUACAUAAUUAAGGAUGCAGAUCAGAAGGCUCUGUGCACGAGAGACCGCCACCUCCUGGUGGGGGAUCCCGCCACAGACAACUGCCGUGCAGGAAUGAUCUUCAUACUCCCCAACAGAGGCCUGGGCCACACCAGUUUCCCCGUCUUCCUGGGGAUCCAGGGAGGCAGUCGUUGCCUGGCAUGUGUGGAGACAGGGGAGGGGCCUUCCCUGCAGCUGGAGCCCCAGAAGCCUCGAGGGCUGACACGCAAUCAGCAAUCUUAUCCAACAGCCGCCUUCAGGCUGGAGGCUGCUUCCUGACCUGACUGGUUUCUCUGUGGCUCGGCUGAGCCCCAAGAGCCUGUACGACUCACCAAGGAGAGUGAGCCCUCAGCCUGCACUGAGCUCUACUUUGAACAGAGUCGGUAG
Molecule: messenger RNA, 512 nt
Organism: Delphinapterus leucas (beluga whale)
Lineage: Eukaryota; Metazoa; Chordata; Mammalia; Artiodactyla; Monodontidae
Source: RefSeq, a predicted model, not a curated record